UCUAAAUGUUUGUUGGGUUGCAAUUGCAUUCGUGUCCAACUCAAACAACGCAAAAAAAAUUAACACGCAUUUGUUAUUCAAAUAAAACAAAUCUCUACAGUUUACUUUAAACCAAUAUGGCUGAUGAACAACCAAAUCUUGUGGCGGGCCACCCACCUGCACUAAAAGCUGGGGGCAUGCGUAUUGUGCAGCAUAAAGCUUCCGGAGCAGAACGUCCUGCCAAGGAUGCUGAAGAUUGCACUGGUCUAACACAACCCGUUAAUGUUAAUUCGGCCUCAGUGAGCGGUGCUCCAGUAAAGGGUAACACAGACUUUACUCCUGCCUCCGCACAGGUGGCGCAUUCGCCAAAACCUCCCAUGAAUGUGCAACACAAACCACAGAUAAACAUUCAACAGCCACGCAAGUGAGCUCUAUCUGUGUGUAGUGUGGUGUGGUAUGCGCACCGGAAACUUUUUGAUCUUUUUGUUAAAAUUCUCUAACGAAAACACCUUAAACUGUAUUGUAAUAAUUUUUUUAUAUAAUUCCUUUGUUCUAUAAGUGAGGUUAACUUUGAAGAAUCCUUGUAUUUUUGCUACUGCAUUCCAAAUGUUUACUUAAAUGAAAUAAAUUUUACGCCAUUUUGUAGAUAACGUA
Molecule: messenger RNA, 633 nt
Organism: Drosophila willistoni
Lineage: Eukaryota; Metazoa; Arthropoda; Insecta; Diptera; Drosophilidae
Product: death-associated protein 1
Exons: 4
Coding region: 117-407 (96 amino acids)
Biological process (GO): negative regulation of autophagy; cellular response to amino acid starvation; apoptotic signaling pathway
Molecular function (GO): death domain binding
Source: RefSeq, a predicted model, not a curated record